Pseudozyma flocculosa PF-1 is the source of this 3978-nucleotide messenger RNA. RefSeq lists its product as uncharacterized. Gene Ontology annotation, biological process: phosphorylation; phosphorelay signal transduction system. Gene Ontology annotation, molecular function: phosphorelay sensor kinase activity; protein binding. The transcript is spliced from 2 exons. NCBI's taxonomy places the organism in Eukaryota, Fungi, Basidiomycota, Ustilaginomycetes, Ustilaginales, Ustilaginaceae. The record is from RefSeq and is a predicted model, not a curated record. The coding region runs from base 1 to 3978 and encodes 1325 amino acids.
AUGUUUGACCUCGACGAGUCGGUGCGGGCCCUCUACUUUGCGCCCGUGCCCAUCGUCGUGCUGGACCAGAAUCGCCGGAUCCGGAUGAUGAAUCGCCCCUGCGAGAGCAUCUUCCUCGUCACCGGCGUCAGCUGCAUGGGUCAGACGAUGGAGAAGCUGAUCAGCGACAAGGCCCAGGACGAGUUCCGCUGGGCGCUCAACGAGGCGGCGUCGAACAAGACGCGCAUGUCCUGGGCGCCGCCCGUCCUGACCCGGCUCAGCUUCCGGCAGGACAAUCAGCGCCAGUUUGACGCCGAGGUCUCGGUCUCGGCGUGGCACCCUACCGACGAGGUCUUUUCCGAGCAGUUCAACCCGCAGACGUCCAAGAUCUUCGAUCCGCUGCCCGAGAACAACUUCUCCCCAGGCACCCAGCCCCCGCCGCAGCCGCCACUCUCUGCCGGCGGCCUCGACACCCGCGGCGCGCCGCUGCUGCACGAAGCGUUUUACACGAUCAGCAUCACGCCGACGCGGAUGACCGAGCGCCGCAUGAGCCCGUCGGACCUGCACACCAACAAGGUCGACGCGCUCAAGGAGGCCAUCUUCCACGCCAGCGACACCCCCAUGAUGGCCCUCUCGUCGGACGGCACCACCGUCGUCCGCAACACGGCGUGCGACGAGGUGCUCAAGAUCUUUGAGCGCAAGAACCCGCAGGACAUGCCCAAGCGGCCGCCCGUCAAGGUCGACCGCGAGGACGGCCCGCAGGUCGACCUCUCCUGGCUGACCGACGUCAUGGAGUGCUACGAGGAAGACUUCACCGCCCCGUUCAACCCGGAGCGCUUCCCCAUCUACCGCGCCGCCAUCCUCGGCCAGAAGGUCAAGCCGGUGCUGAUCGGCUGCGUCGCCACCGACACGGGCGCCCGUGUCCUGCUCGAGAUCGGCGCCCAGCCGCUGCGCGACGCCGGCGGCUUCGGCCAGCACAUUGGCGGCGUCAUCACCAUGACCGACGUCACGGCCAAGGAGAAGAACAAGAAGCUCGAGGUCAAGGAGCAGGGCGAGGCCUACUUCCGGACCAUCUGCGACUCGAUGCCCCAGCUGCUGUGGACCACGACGCCCGACGGCCACCACGACUGGUACAACGAGGGCUGGUACCGCUACACGGGCACCAACAUCAACCAGACCGAGGGCGUCGGGUGGCAGAAUGUCUUCCACCCCGACGACAUGAUCGAGACCGCCGCGCGCUGGUCGCACUCGCUCCGCACCGGCGAGCCGUACCAGACCAUGUACCGCUGCCGGCGGUUCGACGGCGUGUACAAGUGGAUGCUGGGCCGGGCGCUGCCGCUGCGGGAUCCGGCCACGGGCGAGAUCCUCAAGUGGUACGGCAGCUGCACCGACUGCGACAACGAGGUCAAGGCGCUCGAGAUGAGCCGCAAGGCCCAGGCGCAGCUGACGAGCGUCAUCAACCACGCCCACGUCACCAUCUGGGCCAUCGAUCGCGACGCCAUCAUCACCGUCGCCGAGGGUCCCGGCGUCCGCUCGCUCAAGCUGGCGCCGGGGACGCCCAACGGCUCCGAUCCGGACGGCGCCGGCUCCAUGUCUGGGUCGCUCUCCAACUCGAACUCGACCCAGCCGAGCCACGGCCGCAGCGAGCCGGACGUCCGCGAUGGCGAGAGCCAGACCAACAGCCAGAGCCACAUCAGCGGCAGCGGGCGGCGCGCCCAGCAGAAGAGCAUGAUCGGCCGCAACAUCUUUGACGUCUGGGACUCCCCGGGCAUCCGCGAGGCGCUGGCGCGCGCCAUGGCCGGCGAGUCGAUCGUCCAGGAGAUGGAGGUCGACGGCCGCUGGUUCCGCACCCAGUACACGCCGCAGCGCGAGGAGUGUUACGACGCCGACGGCGGCGAGGGCGAGAUCAUCGGCGUCGUCGGCGCCUCGCUCGACAUCACCGACCGAAGGCGCGCCGAGAGCAAGCUCGAGGACUCGCUCAACGAGCGCUCGCGCGCCCUCGCCGCAGAGACCGCCGCCAAGGAGGCGAGCCGGAUCAAGUCCGAGUUCCUGGCCAACAUGAGCCACGAGAUCCGGACGCCCAUUGCCGGUGUGAUCGGCCUGUCUGAGCUGCUGUGCGAUACUCAGCUCACAAAGGAGCAGAGGGACUUUGCCGAAAACAUCCAGCGCUCCGCCGAUGCGCUCCUCACCGUCAUCAACGACAUCCUCGACUUCGAGAAGCUCGAGCUCGGCAAGAUGGACUUGGAGAAGGCCGCCUUCAACCUCAACGUCGUCAUCAUGGACACGCAAAAGAUGCUCUCGUUCGCCACGCAGAAAAAGGGCCUCGAGUUCAAGAACGAGUGCGACCUCAAGUACACGGGCCAGCUGAUCGGCGAUGCCGGGCGCCUGCGCCAGGUCAUGACCAACCUGCUCACCAACGCCAUCAAGUUCACUGCCGCCGGUUCCAUCACGCUGCGCGUCAUCGAGACCUUCGAGAACUCGAGCAGCCUCCACGUCCACUUUGAGGUGCGCGACACUGGCUGCGGCAUCUCCCAGACGACGCUCAAGAAGCUCUUCCAGCCCUUCAGCCAGGCCGACCCCUCCUUUGCGCGGCGCUUUGGCGGCACGGGCCUCGGGCUGUCGAUCUGCAAGAACCUCGUCGACCUGAUGGGCGGCACCAUCGGCCUCGAGUCGAUCGAGGGCAAGGGCUCCAAUGCCUGGUUCACGGUGCCGUUUGCCAAGGCGCGACAGAUCGACUCGGGCUCUGAAUCGUCGCCGGACGAGGUGGCCAUCUCCGAGGUCACCAUGGACGAGCCGACCAGCAGCCUCGGCGUCAGCGAGAACCCGCUGCAGCGGCCGCGCAAGGACAUCUGGAUCCUGGUGGCCGAGGACAACCUGAUCAACGCCCAGAUCGCGCUCAAGACGCUCAAGAAGAUGGGCUUCAGCUGUCGCGUCGCAAAGGACGGCCUCGAGGCGCUCGACGAGGUGACCAAGCACCCGUACGACUGCAUCCUGAUGGACUGCCACAUGCCCAACUGCGACGGCUACGAGGCCACCCGGCGGCUGCGCAAGUUUGAGAGCGUCGACAUCCGCACGCUGCCCAUCAUCGCCAUGACGGCCUCGGCCAUCCGCGGCGACCGCGAAAAGUGCCUGGCCGCCGGCAUGUCCGACUACCUCUCCAAGCCCGUCAAGAGCGCCGCCCUCGAGGGCACGCUCGUCAAGUGGCUCUUUGACCCCUCGACGCGGCAGAGCCUGUCCAAGUACAUCGCGGCCCCCACCCAGGUCGACUACUUCAACGCCAAGGGCGAGCACAGCCCGCGUCUCGGCGUUCGCAUCCCGUCGUCGAGCGAGCAGGGCGGGCCGCCCAAGCUGGUCGAGCGCGACUCCAACGAGACGGUCGUGGCCAUGGCCGAGGCUGCAUCAAAGACGCCCGAGACACGGGCCGGCGGGGCCGAUCCGCAGGUGCAGCCGGCCCUGUCCAAGGUCGUCGUCAUCGACGGUCCGAUGCAGCUGUCGUCGUCCACGCUGGCCACGCGACCCGCGGCGACUGCUGCGGCCAAGGCCAUCCGUAACGGGUCUCAAAAGGGCGGGCCGAUCAAGAUCCGCGCCGAGGAUCCGGUGCCGUCUCGCUUGAAGGUGCGACCGCAGAAGCUCUCGGCGCUCGAAGAGGCCAUGGCCGACAAGCCGCCCAUGUUCAUCCGACGGUCGAGCCGCGAGCAGGGCGGUCUCGGGCGAGACCUCGAGGGCGAGGUGGUGCGCGCCACGUCCGACGGCCCCGAGGGCCCCAGCCUGGGCGUAUCGAUGGAGGAGAUGCGCGAGGAUGACGCCUCGGCUACCGGGGGCCGGCCCGAGUCGUCGUCGGCAUCAACGGCCUCUUCGUCGACCGCCCGAACGGCCAACGCCGACUACUCGCAGGUGCCCCUCGGCCAGGACGCCAACGGCGCCAGGAUCCCGGCUGGCCCGCCGAUGCCCGCGCGGCCCGUGUGGAAGGGCCUGGAGCGCGACGAUGGCCCUGCCUGA